AUGCCUUCAGGCAAAGAUAUCCACCACUUUAUCGAAAAAGUUCAACCCCCUCAAAUCCCCGCCUCCCGCUCUCACGACCCCGCCAACAACAACAAGCGCACCGAUCCCUUCCAAUUCGGCUCUCGAUUCCUCGAAGAAGGUGACAACGUCUACGAAUUCAACGCAUGGGACCAUGUCGAGCCGGACGAUGAAUUCAAAGCGUUCGCAGAAGUCCAAUACGAGAAGCAACGCGCUGCGCCCGUGUCGGAUUUUGAUCGAAACCGAUUCAACACUGAUCCCGUGAAGUGGUGGAAUCUUUUCUACAAGAAUAACACGGACAACUUUUUCAAAGAUCGCAAGUGGUUGCAACAGGAGUUUCCGAUUCUUGCGGAGGUUACGCAGAAGGAUGCGGGUCCGAAAUUGGUUCUUGAGGUUGGUGCUGGUGCGGGAAAUACUGCUUUUCCGUUGAUUCGGAAUAAUGAGAAUGAGGGACUUAAGGUCCAUGCCUGCGAUUUCUCCAAAUAUGCUGUUAAGGUCAUGAGGGAGAGUGAGCAAUACGAUGAGAAGUACAUGGUUGCGGAUGUUUGGGAUGCGGCGGCUGAACCCAAUGAGGAGGGCGAUUCUCUCCUCCCUGGGAUGCAGGAGGGUUCGGUUGAUGUCGUUAUUCUGAUUUUCAUUUUCUCGGCUCUGAACCCUAAUCAAUGGGAGAAGGCUUUGAGCAAUAUCUACCGUCUGCUGAAGCCCGGUGGUGUGGUGCUUUUCCGUGAUUAUGGUCGUGGUGAUCUGGCGCAGGUGCGAUUCAAGAAGGGUCGCUACAUGGAGGAGAACUUCUAUGUUCGUGGUGAUGGUACUCGGGUGUACUUCUUUGAUCAUGAGCAGUUGGUUCAGUUGUGGGGUCGCUGGACACCGGAGAAUGGUCUCAAGAUUGACCUGGAGAACCCACCUACGGCAGAGCAGACGGCCGAGGAGCAGAACCCGUUCUCGGUCUUGAAUUUGGAGGCGGACCGACGUCUGAUUGUGAACCGCUCUAGCAAGUUGAAGAUGUACCGUUGCUGGAUGCAGGGUUUGUUCCGGAAGCGUGGUGGUUCUGAUCCUGCCCCUACCCCCGCUCCCAAGGUUGAUGUUAAGGUUGUUGAGGUUGAGACUGCGGCUGAGAAUGAUCAGUGA
Molecule: messenger RNA, 1146 nt
Organism: Penicillium malachiteum
Lineage: Eukaryota; Fungi; Ascomycota; Eurotiomycetes; Eurotiales; Aspergillaceae
Product: tRNA(Thr) (cytosine(32)-N(3))-methyltransferase
Exons: 1
Coding region: 1-1146 (381 amino acids)
Molecular function (GO): tRNA (cytidine-N3)-methyltransferase activity
Source: RefSeq, a predicted model, not a curated record